Molecule: messenger RNA, 423 nt
Organism: Striga asiatica
Lineage: Eukaryota; Viridiplantae; Streptophyta; Magnoliopsida; Lamiales; Orobanchaceae
Source: the annotation of a GenBank genome assembly
AUGUACAUCUUAACCAUUGUUUCCGGCGCGUUGGUCAUCCCUAAGCAAGUGCCGCAGGCGCGCCGUACACGCGCCUUCAAUUCCAAAGUGAAAAAAUCUGAACAUACCUGGGAAAAGAAACAGACGGCAAGCAUUGGGUUCAGUCCGGGGAACUGGUUGAAGGGAUUUCGGCCAAGGAGGAAAAAACCGAUUGAUGAGGAAUUUCGGUCAGUCCGCGGAGCAGCAGUGAACACCUCAUGUAGCAAUUCUAGGUUCCAAGAUCUUCUCCCUUCAUUCAGCAGUUCAGAUACUUUAGUGAGAGUACCCCUGCUGUUUGCUCUCCCAGUUGGAAUUCCAGUGGGAAGGUCAGUAAGAGGGGGGGAUAAUGAUAUCCUCCUGAGAUAUCAACUCCUUCUUGUUCUUAUUGUCAGCCUCUUCAUCUAA